CGCUUCAGAAACAGCAGAUAUGGCUUCCUGCCUUUUCUUCCUUGAUAUGAAGGGGAAGACCCUUCUCGCCCGGAAUUACCGCGGUGAUAUCCCUAUGUCGGCGGUGGAGAAGUUUAUGCCUCUUCUGAACGAGGCUGAGGAGGAGAACGUAACGCCUACACCCUGUUUCACUCAUGAGGGUAUCAACUAUCUCUAUAUCAGACACCACAACCUCUACCUAUUAUCACUGACGAAGCGAAACACUAAUGCGACUGAGAUCCUACUGUUCAUGCAUAAGCUGGUACAGGUCUUGACGGAAUACUUCAAAACACUGGAAGAGGAGUCGAUCCGCGACAAUUUUGUCAUCAUUUACGAAUUGCUGGAUGAAAUGAUGGACUUUGGUUACCCACAGACAACGGAAACUAAGAUUCUGCAAGAGUACAUCACCCAAGAAUCUCACAAACUCGAAGUACAAGCACGACCCCCAAUGGCCGUCACCAACGCAGUGUCCUGGCGUUCUGAAGGUAUACGCUAUCGCAAAAACGAAGUCUUCCUCGAUGUCGUCGAAUCUGUCAACCUUAUGGUUAACGCUGCCGGAAACGUCAUUCGUUCAGAAAUCCUUGGUGCAGUUAAGAUGAAGUGUUACCUAUCAGGUAUGCCCGAAUUGCGGUUGGGUUUGAACGACAAGGUGAUGUUCGAGACUACGGGAAGGACAAGCAGAGGAAAGAGUAUCGAGAUGGAGGAUGUCAAGUUCCAUCAAUGUGUGAGGUUGUCUAGGUUCGAGAACGACAGAACAAUCUCGUUUAUUCCACCGGAUGGCGAGUUUGAGUUGAUGAGUUACCGGUUGAACACGGCUGUUAAGCCUUUGAUCUGGGUGGAAUGCUUGAUCGAGAGUCACUCGGGGAGCAGAUUGGAGUAUAUGGUCAAGGCAAAAGGACAGUUCAAGCGUCGCUCGACAGCCAACAACGUCGAGAUCCUCAUUCCAGUCCCGGAGGACGCCGACACCCCCCGUUUCCGCACUUCCACCGGCACUGUGCAAUAUGCGCCUGAGAAGUCUGCGAUCAUUUGGAAGAUUAAGCAGUUUGGUGGUGGUAAGGAGUUCAUGAUGCGUGCUGAACUCAACUUGCCCUCCGUCAAGGGCGAGCAGGUGGAGACGAAGAAGAGACCAGUGGAGAUCAAGUUCGAGAUCCCAUACUUUACUACGAGUGGUAUCCAAGUGAGGUACUUGAAGAUCAUUGAGCCGAAGCUCAACUACCAGGCUCUGCCAUGGGUCAGAUAUAUUACGCAAUCAGGAGAGGUUACUUUGCGUAUUGCCGACAACCCAGCUUCCGCUUCGGCUGCUGUAGGUGGGAUCUAA
Saitoella complicata NRRL Y-17804 is the source of this 1336-nucleotide messenger RNA. RefSeq names its product putative AP-1 adaptor complex subunit MU. Gene Ontology annotation, cellular component: clathrin adaptor complex; clathrin-coated vesicle. The record is from RefSeq and is a predicted model, not a curated record. Gene Ontology annotation, molecular function: clathrin-cargo adaptor activity. The transcript is spliced from 4 exons. The coding region runs from base 20 to 1336 and encodes 438 amino acids. Gene Ontology annotation, biological process: intracellular protein transport; vesicle-mediated transport. NCBI's taxonomy places the organism in Eukaryota, Fungi, Ascomycota, Saitoellomycetes, Saitoellales, Saitoellaceae.